This is a messenger RNA of Strongylocentrotus purpuratus (purple sea urchin), 3542 nucleotides long. RefSeq lists its product as uncharacterized. NCBI's taxonomy places the organism in Eukaryota, Metazoa, Echinodermata, Echinoidea, Camarodonta, Strongylocentrotidae. The record is from RefSeq and is a predicted model, not a curated record. The transcript has 2 exons. The coding region runs from base 1419 to 2453 and encodes 344 amino acids.
AUAAUUUAUUUGAUUCCAUAUUUCGAUUCCUACAAAAUGUGAAUUAAUUGGCCUAAUGGUGACCUCCCAGGGUACUGAAUUGGAACCAUGCCAACUAUCGUUCAUUGGUCGCUUUUUUCUCCGUUGUCAAGAGGAGCUUGGAUGGGGAAGCCAUUUUGUCCUCUAGAAAUAAACAGCUUUGCGUGGUUUUUGAUGGAGCUGCAUAACUUCAUGUUUUACAAGCAGAAUUGUUAAGCAAUCUAAAAACAAAAGAGUUAGGAGACGGAUUGACAGUUCGUGCAUCUCAAGUUACCCUAAACACCAUACCUUUACCAAUGCUGAAUCUUACAUGAAGAGGUUGUUGCUGUUGUAUCAAAUUGAAAUCAAGCUUGAUAAUUAACCUGUUGACUACUGCUUAGUGAAAUUCCUAUAGGCGUAAUACGGAGACCACCAGGUUAAGACAAGAAUUAGUCAGUCCUGGUUGAUAGAUUAACUUUUGCUGUAUUUCUAAUUGCCCAAUCUGAUGAUUCUAACAAGCUGACAAUCUGCAGUUGACUGAUCCAUCAGAAACAUAGCUGGAAGACAAUACAGUACAUUGCAGUAACAAUUACUGAAUGAAUUAUGCAUGUGACAGAACCAGACGAUGUAUGAAUGCUAGCUAAAAAAUUGAUUGCAUUUACGCUUGCAUUUAAAAUAACUGGUCAGCUUUUAGCCAAACCAUUUCCACUUGGAAAUUUAUAUUGUCAACGGUGGAACAUUACUGUUAAUGAAUAAUAUAGAAUUCUUACAAUAACCUUCACCUCUUUGCAGUUACUUAAGAACCUCUAAGUAUUUUUGGUGGAAUAUCUUAAUCUAACCAAGAAUCAGUACAGCAGAAUUCUUGCCUGUGUAUAUGUAAUAGAACCAGCCAAUGUAUGAAUGCUAGCUAAAGCAUAGAUUGCAUUUUGAAUAACUGGCUGGCUUAUAGCCACACCAUUGCAAUCUGGAAAUUUUCUAUUGAGUUGGAUGUUAAAGGUGAAACAUUACUGGUCGUGAAAUCGAUCUUCGAAUUAUAUAAAAUUCUGACGAUCACUUUUUCCUCUUUGCAGCUUAUACUGAAAAAUCUCUACUGAGUUGGGUAUUUUGGGGGGAAAUCAGAAUCUAACCGGAAAUCAAAAUGUUUAACGUUUUAUUUCAUUCCUUGACUGGUGGAUUUGAAAUUUCAAUAUUAUUCAUUUCUAUCAUUCUCCUGAAUCUAUAUGGAUGUAAAUCCACACAAUUAUCUAAAAUAGAAGGGCAACAAGCUAACUUGAUGAAGGUGAAACAUUACUGUUCAUGAAAUCAAUCUUCGAAUUAUAUAAAAUACUGACGAUCACUUUUUCCUCUUUGCAGCUUAUACUGAAGAAUCUCUACUGAGUUGGGUAUUUUUGGGGGAAAUCAGAAUCUAACCAGAAUUCAAAAUGUUUAACGUUUUAAUUCAUUCCUUGACUGGUGGAUUUGAAAUUUCAAUAUUAUUAAUUUCUAUCAUUCUCGUGAAUCUAUAUGGAUGUAAAUCCACACAAUUAUCUAAAAUAGAAGGGCAAGAAGCUAACUUGAUUUUCCCAUACCCAUGUGAUAGUACAGAAGUCACAUUACAGCAUUCGUACAGAGUCCCAUUUUAUCGCUCUUCAGAUGGGUCAUCACUGUCUUUGUCACAAGAUCAGGUACAAAGGCUUCAGGUUCAAAACAGAAAUAAUACUGACAAUUGUUAUCUGGAGUUUACAAUAAAUAAUCUACUGAGCAUUGAUCAAGGGACAUACAUUUCGUCUGUAUACAAGGAUGGGGAGAUACUAGUUGAACAAACACACAGGAUUUGGCUACAGGUUGAUUUUCCUCCUGGUAAGGCAUCAUGUGUUGUGAGUGAAGAUAAGGGUGGAGACUGGGUCUCAAUAGACUGUACAGCUAAUAUUGGGAGUCUAUCAGGAGAGUUUGAAUGCUAUCAGGAUGGUGUAUGGAUGCCUCCCCUAAGCGAUCCUUCUCAUACCAACACUUUAUUAAAACAGACCAUUCUCAUCAAAAAAUCACAGCCAGUAUUUUGUUGCUCUUCUACUUUGGAUGAAUACAAAGAAAGAUGUGAAUGUAAGGAUACUGGUCUGUACAUAACUGAUGAUGUUAGCAAUAACCCUUGUCCUCCUUUAUCAGAAAUUACAACAAUGCCUCUUCUUUCCACUCUUACAGAAAACAAUCAAAGUGAUUACUAUUCCACUAUGACGUCCUCCAUACCAAUUAAUACGAAACAUUGCAAAUCCAACAAAGGUGUAAUCAUUCUGUUAAUUCUCUUGCCUAUUGAAGUUAUAGUGCUAAUCUUGAGUUUGUUUUUCCACUAUAAAAUUAAAACAAAGAUCAGAAAUGAUAAUAACGGUAAAGAUCGUCCCAUUCCUCUACAAUUGAAUACAUCACUACUUAACGGUCAGAAGAUGGAAAAUGGAUCAAGAAAAAAUAGUGAGUCAGUGUAAAUUCUACAAUACUUUGAAGAACAUUCAAUUUUGGGAAUCAUUACAUUAAAGUGAAGAAAAAAUGCUCCAAUGCACUUAAUGAAGAGUCCAAACGAAUUUAUGAAGAUCUCAUACUGAUUUUAUGCUCAAUUUUUGAAUUGAAUUGAAAAGUGAGAUAAGUAAUAGAGUAUAAACACUAUUUGUAUCUAACUGGAAUCCUCUUAAUUCUAGAAAAUCGUAAAUCACCUUAAAAUUAGACUAUUCUAUGGAGGAAGAUAAUUUACAAUUUGAAAAAUUUGAAUAAAAUUACCCAUAGUUUACUGAGACUGAACAAUAAGAACACUGAACAAAAAUACUAGCUUUGUCUGAAUGGCUUCCAUUCAAUGAGUUAGGAUUGUAAAUACAAGUUUUUGUUGUAGAAAGACACUUGGAUACUGUGUUACAUGAACUUCAAUGUUUUUGAAUAACUAUUAUGCUCUUUUAUGAUGUCUCAAUGAGUCAGGAUUGUAAAUACAAGUUUGUGUUGUACAACCACACUUGGAUAAUAAGUUACAUAUACUGCCAAUGCUUUUUUUAGAUUACUAUUAUGCUCUUUUAUGAUGUCUUCCAUUCAAUGAGUCAGGAUUGUAAAUACAAGUUUUUGUUGUCCAAAGACACUUGGACACUGAGUUACAUGUUCUUCAGUGUUUUUGAAUUAUUAUGAAUGCUCUUUUGGGAUAUCUUCUAUUCAAUGUGUCAGGAUGAUAAAUACAAGUUUGUUUUGUCCAAAGACACUGGGAUACUGUGUUACAUGAACUUCAAUGUUUUUAAUCACUUUUAUGAUCUUUUACGAUGGCUUCUAUUCAAUGAGGUCAGGAUUGUAAAUACAAGUUUUUGUUGUCCAAAGACACUCGAUACUGUAUUACAUGAACUUUAAUGUACUAUUAUGCUCUUUUAUGAUGUCUUCCAUUCAAUGAGGUCAGGAUUGUAAAUACAAGUUGUUGUUGUCCAAAGACACUCGAUACUGUAUUACAUGAACUUUAAUGUACUAUUAUGCUCUUUUAUGAUGUCUUCUAUUCAAUGAGGUCAGGAUUGUAAAUACAAGUUGUUGUUGUCCAAAGACACUCGAUA